AUGGCCUGGCCCGCGCUGAAAAGCCUCCCAAAAGUAGAGGCAAAAGGAAAGCAGGAGCCGGACCUUAGCCCGGCGCAGGCGAAGCAGGAACCGGACCUGAGCCCGGCGCAGAAGCGUGCGGCCUUCUCGCGUGCCCGUACGGUCCUCAGCGGCCUCAGAGAAUUGAAUCUGGCAGCGAAAACUGACGGCAAUGACAAUUCCCCCAAGGAAGUGCCGAGCUCGAAGACGCUAGAUGAGCGACUUGAGCUCCAGCGAUGGAGGUCCGUGGAGGACAGCUACCUGAGGGCGAAGCGGAAUUGGAGGAAAGCUCGCGAGUUCGUGCUGGCCACCAAGCAGGUGAAGAAGCAGGGAGGUGUCAUGGAUAUCUGGCUGCAGGUGCAUCGUGAGAAUGCGGCACGUCGCUUGCAACAAGUUCUGGCAGAGCUGCUGCAGAGCGAAGAGCUCGCCAAGGCUUCGGCGAGUGAGGCCCUUGACAUGAUGGUCUCACUGAGGGACGAAGCAAAAGGCCAGCUGACGCAGCUACCAGACCAGCCGAAGACCAGCAGUUCUUUGGCGAAUGUUGGCAGCUUUACAGCGGAAGCUGCAGAUAUUCUGGACAAGUUCGUCGCCCUACAAUCGCAGCAGGAUGAGUGGCUGAAAGAGGUGGAGGCCAUCCAAGCCAGCCUAAAUGCCAGCCGGCGGCACUCGAUUCGUUUGGUCCAGAAGAUCGAUGAGAAGUCAAUGGCUGAUACGGUGAAGGCGAUCAGGGAGAUUGCGGCCAACAUUCCAGAGUCUGAUCCUGAGGACGAAGAGGAAGCUGCUCCGGAAGCGCCUGAGGAAGAGGCUCCAGAGACGGUCGAGGAGGCAGCAGGGCUUCCCAUCAAUGCAGACUACAAGGAACAUCGCGAGGCACUGAUCGAGAAGUGCGUGCAGAUUCAGCUCCUUCUGCGGAAAUGUCGACAGCUGCACCUGUCCAUGGGAACGCUGGGCCUCGAUCUCAAGGUGGGCGUUCGCAAGCUGCAACCCAACCUCCGGCCGAGGUGUCCACGUGGCCACCUCAUGACGGAGGCCACGGGAGCCAUGCCGGAGGAUGCGUCGUACCAGGGCCGAUGCUUCGAUUGCGGAACGCUGGCGGCCUCUCCCAGAGAUCUCACAGGCGUCGCCCCUGAGCAAGCAGCGCAGCAUGCUCCUACCCGCGAGGCCAUUGCGACGCAAAGCGUCAACGUCGCCGACUACGUUCGCCAGGACAGCGGGGAGUCAACGAGCUCCGAAGCCGGCAACGAAGCAGAGGAAGCCACCGUGCAUUGGGUAUGCGAUGCCUGCAACUACACCCUGAACCUUCCGUGCUGGCUGUGCAAACGAUGCAGCUUGAAGCAUGUGAAAGAGGAGUUGGAGCUUGUAGCGACGCGCCUGGAGGAGAACCUUGCUGACCAGCCACGGUUUCGAGCUGCUCAGCAAGCACUCGACUCGGUCGACAAGUCCAUCCUGCUUGAGGCCAAACAGCGGCUCGCUGCCCGGGCUCCGCGCUUCAACGCCCGGCGCAUGACCGAGAUGCGGCGACAUCGGCGCCGAAGCUCCGAGGGCACUGGUGCUUCGUUCUAUUCGCGCCGUGCAUCUUUGCCCAUGAAUCUCUUGGACCUGACCGGCUCCUUCCUUCCUCCGCCUGUCGCAAAAGCGGAGGACCCCGGGUUUCUUCGCUCCUCUUUGUAG
Molecule: messenger RNA, 1689 nt
Organism: Symbiodinium sp. CCMP2592
Lineage: Eukaryota; Dinophyceae; Suessiales; Symbiodiniaceae
Source: the annotation of a GenBank genome assembly